Colletotrichum scovillei is the source of this 3010-nucleotide messenger RNA. RefSeq lists its product as uncharacterized. The record is from RefSeq and is a predicted model, not a curated record. Bases 128 to 3010 code for a protein of 960 amino acids. Lineage: Eukaryota; Fungi; Ascomycota; Sordariomycetes; Glomerellales; Glomerellaceae. The transcript has 5 exons.
GCAAACCAAAUUCCUGUACACCUCACGUGGCGGCCAUGAUACUUCGCCGGGACUUAUCCAAUUGCUCUGUUUCUCAAUGCAUGCAGCCGGCCAUUUUCCAUUGUGAAACGCUGCCAGUCCGGUAAAGAUGCACAUCUUGUCAACGGUGGCCCGAUCCAUCACGUCACGAAGCCUAGCACGCGUCGAACAGAUUCAAUCGAACCAUGGCUCAUAUGUCCGGUUCUUCACGUGCUCCUGCUCCCUGUGUGGUGCAGAGGCGCCUCGCCCAGCAGAAGAUGGCAUGCACCACUCCCGCUUGACGCUGCCUGGCGGUGGCCCCGUCAUCGUCGAGCAUAGCAAGGGAGGAGCCGACCAAGCUGGAGCUUCUGACUCUCAUGCGGUAUCUGUUCAGCCACCGGAAAGACCAAAGGCCCCGUCAGCCUGGGGCUCCUUUGGUAGCAAGAUCGCCAAAGCCCGGCCAAUCCCAAAGGUCGUCAAGAAGGGCCCCGCGUCAACAGGAGUAAAAGGGCACGCUUCUGGCUCGACAUCAUCAUCAAAGACGACAACACUACCAUCGUCAACGGGAAAAGCCAAGAGCGCGAAACGUAACCCCUCACUACCGGCGUCGGCGCAAUGGGGCACCUUUCACGCGCUACAGGUCCAAGGCCCCGCACCGAACCCGAACCCGCCACCCAAGCCGAAGUUGCUGUCGAGACCGAGGGCUGGCGCACCGGCGCCGCGGUGGAAGCGCAACUCGCUUCCUGCGCAGGCGAGGGCUGGGAAAUGGGGCGGGUUUCAUCAGGAGCAGGGUGCGCCGGCUUCUGGGCACGUCGACGACGAGGGGCUGGUCUUGCACGAUGGACAUUGGUCGAAUGUCGAUCCUGUCGUCGAGGGAAAUCUGGAGCUGAGUCUGGAGACUUCUCUGUCAAAGGAUGUUGGCGACAAUUCAGAGGAGGUGGGGGCAAUAGAGGUGCCAUCCGAGGUUUUAACAGAACAACCUGUCUUGUCGAAUCCACAACAUCGACAGAACGCGGCGUCUGUAUCAACCAGUAAACGGGGAAAAGAAAGGGCCAGAGCGGUUCCUAGAACCAGAUUUCGGAGAAGCGGCCCCAAGAGCGCCGCAGGAUCGGGAACUGGGAGCUGGGGAAACUUUUUCGAAGAUAUCGAGAGGAGCGAUCCUGAAAUCGCCAGGAUGACAGGUAACGAAGAGGAAGCAGAUGCUCCGGCGCCAUCCCGUAGCAUCGCUGGCGAUACCGCUUCAUCAUCCGCUUACGUUUCUUCUGAGCGGGACGCUCCAUACGGCACUCACAUACAACCCGAACCAACACCAGACUUUUAUGAGGAUAUUCUACCUCUGCCCUCGAGGCCCCACGAAUCCAAUGCCUCAAAAGCCGAAGAUAUCCCAGCUCUCGCCCCCCGCGCAGGACCCGGGGAAGCAGAGUUCAAAGACUCAUCAACGCAACCACAUCCAGACCAACACCAGCCAGCGGUUCAAGAGGAUAUGACGAUAAUGUCCAGACAGCAAGCGCUAUCCGUCCUGCUCCAGGAGCCUGUGAAACCAGUGCCUCGGGACAUCAAUGAGCAGGAGCAUGCUGCCGUCAAGGAAGGGCGAACAUGUUAUUCAGACAUCGUUUCCGCAGAGCAACGUCUCACAGAACAACGUCACAUAAAAGAGUAUAUGAGAGAGCGUAGCGCAAUAUACCGGUAUCCAGAAGAACGCCGCGGAAGAAAACGUCACGCAGAGGAACGCCGCAUAAGAGAGCAAGAACUACGCACAGAGGAGCGUCGCAUCAAAAAACUUCGCACUGCAGAAAGGCGUGUGGAAGUACUCCGCGAAGAAGAACGUCGCGCUCACAAAAAAGCACGUCAGGCGGAUGAACGUCGCGCUGCAGAGUUUCGCAUACUAGAACGCCGUAUAAAAGAACUUGGCGAAUCAGGACCUAGCCCCAAAGAACGUCUCAUGGAAAGAUAUGCUAAUUUCCAGGCAAUGCUACAGAGUCACCCGUCUAACAUAACCAAGGAAGCCUUACGGGAUUUCGACGAUAUCCUGAAAGAACUGUCUACGGAGACAGUUGAAUACUAUUGUGAACUGGAGUUUAUCCGGAAUUGGCUCUACUGGCUGAGAACACUUGUUUCAGCCUUGGAUGUAGGCAGUAUCGAUCCGGGGGUUUGUGAACUCUGUGAGCGUGAGACUCAUAAAAUCACAAGACACCAUGUCAUUCCGAGAAGUCAACGUGAUCGCGACCGAUUCACUAUUGAAGAGAUGAACGAGUUGCUGGCACUUUGCCUUCCCUGCCACACAACUUUACACAGAGCCAUUCCAAACAAAGAACUUGCUGACGAGUUCAACUCCUUGGCGCGGAUUAUGACACAUCCUCGAAUGCAAUCCUGGUUGGUGUUCGCGAAAGCACAUUCUAUCGGGGACCUCCACGGUCUGAUGAGACUACCAGGUACAGAUGGCACACUUGAGCUGGAAGAGGAUGAGCGCCGACUUCAUCUGCUCCAUCUUGAGGAACACAUGGCCAACUUUGCAACCCGGGGGCGCCAGGACUGGCUUGCUCUGCGCUACUUCCUGAAGAUUCGUAUUCCCUGGCACGUUAGAAACAGCGAAGUCAGACAUGUGCUCAUGGAUCAAAAAGAGGGACAAAGCUGGAAAGGUGCUUUGCUCGAAAGGCUUCGCAACGGGGGCGACGAUCGCGGUGAUAUUGUUACCGAGAAAGGCUCUAGACCCAAGCCUCCAGUUCUGCUUCGUGGGCCCAUAAGUACAAGCAAAAAAGUGCGCAACCCGAGCAUCGUAACGGUUUUCUGCUUCGCUGCUACUUCGAGCUCCGUGCGCUACACUCUCACUGGUCAUAUCAAAGGAAUUCAGGCUACCACUUAUAGACCUCGCCGGAGGUGUUCGAAUGUCGCCUCUGCGGAGCUUCUAGUGAACGACAUAGGCAAUAGCAAAGGCUGUGAUGAAGGCGGAGAGGCCCUGGAAGGAAAGCCCGAAUUCUUCGCUGAUGCCACCUUCUAUAAAUAUAGCAAAUAG